Messenger RNA from Wickerhamiella sorbophila, 1335 nucleotides. Its product is annotated as Vacuolar protein sorting-associated protein 9a. Gene Ontology annotation, molecular function: small GTPase binding; guanyl-nucleotide exchange factor activity; ubiquitin binding. Lineage: Eukaryota; Fungi; Ascomycota; Dipodascomycetes; Dipodascales; Trichomonascaceae. The coding region runs from base 1 to 1335 and encodes 444 amino acids. Gene Ontology annotation, cellular component: endocytic vesicle; cytosol. The transcript has a single exon. The record is from RefSeq and is a predicted model, not a curated record. Gene Ontology annotation, biological process: vesicle-mediated transport.
AUGGACAUUAGCGAGUUUGAUCCGUUAUCAGCAAAGGACAAGACCACCAAGGCACCAGAAAGCACGGGCGCGCAGACCAAAUCUGAUGAAAUAGAGGAUAGCAAUGAAGAGCACUUGCCAUUAAUUGUCCAGGAGAGACGAGGCUCGUUGCCAAAACCGGAUCCCGCCGCUGAUGAAGGGCUUCCUUUCAACUUUCAUCAGUUUCUGGAUGUUCUUAGGCAAAAGCAGGCAGAGCCCAUUGCAAAGUAUGUGAAGUCGUUUCUCCAAGAGUUUUGUAAGAAGAGCUGGUCUGCUAAAGAGCAGGUCAAGAUUAUUGAAGAUUUCAGGAUCUUUAUUUCUACUAAAAUGGGGGAGAAUCCUUUAUUCAACACACCUCAAGGCAAGUCAACUUUGAACAGUCGUGAGGGCAUUGAAAAACUCAUCAUGAACCGCCUAUACACACGUACGUUCUCCCCGAAGAUGCCGAGAGUUCUCCGCAGGGAUGAUCAUGAAGAGGAUCUACUGCAUGAUAAAAUUUUGGGGGAAAAACUGAGAAUUUGGAGCUGGAUUGAGGGCAGGCAUCUUGAUCUGGACAACGAGUUCUUGGAGUCCAACAAGUCGUUCAUUAAAUUGGCUUCAAGCGAACUCAAGAAGAUCAAUGAGCACCGGGCGCCCAGAGAUAAAGUCAUUUCCGUGUUGAACUGCUCUAAAGUCGUUUGGGCAAUGAUUCGACAGGCAAAAAUGGAGCAGAAUGCAGACUCAUUUCUACCAAUUCUAAUUUACGUCACACUCAAGGCCCAACCGCCAUUCCUGAUGUCGAACAUAAACUAUAUCAAUCGCUUCAGGGAUGCUGAUAGGAGACAAGGUGAAACAGGAUACUAUCUGUCCAUGCUCGCGUCUGCAGCUGCAUUUAUUGAAUCUGUCGACAAGUCAAGUCUGACAAUAGAUGAUGAAGAAUACGAAGCGAAACUUGAAGAAUCAGUCAAAAGAGAAACCGAGCGGCGGACUCUGAAUGAAGGUAUGGAAGAAGAGCCUGAUCUCUAUCCGUCCUCCGUUUUGGCUGCUUCAGCCGAGCUGCUUGUCGAGCACUUCAAAUCUUUCACGACCAAAUUGUUCGAGGGUGACAGCAACGUUCCUUCCCCUCCACCUGAGUCGCCGGAAGAAGAGGCUGCGAAACAGGCAUCAGCGGAAGAGUAUCACGCUCAGCAACUUCGCGAGCAGGAAUUCGCCGAUGUGCUGGCCACGUUGGUUGAAAUGUUCCCUACUCUCGACACGGAGGUCAUCGAAGACGUCUUGCGGGAACGCGGGGUUAAUAUUGGGUCUGCGAUCGAUACAUGUUUAAUGUUGGUUGAAUAA